CGGAAGCGGGAGAAGUCUGGAGAAAAGGGAAAAAAGUUCCGGGCUGCAGGACCAUGAGUCGGAUUUACCAGAACUCGUCGCUCCGGAACAAACCGGUGCACAGCGAGACGUUCGGCGGCGUCUGGUCUCCUCGCGCUUAUGAGAGCGGUCCCGGAGUUCUGCUGGAAGGAAAACUUCUGGACGUUUCCAGACAUUCAGUCUGUGACUCCAACAAUGAAAAGGCCCGGUUCUACGUUCUCUACGUCAGGCCCGGACGGAUCCACCAGAGGAGGUUCGAUCCCAGCGGGAACGAGGUGGAACCCAACUUCAGCGACACCAGGAAGGUCAACACGGGACACCUGAUGUCCUCCUACAAGGCAGAGCCUAAAGGGGAGACGGACCGCCUCUCUGAGGACCAGCUCUCGGUCCUGGUGAACAAGGCGGAGCUUGUGAGGAUUACCGACAGGCUCCGCCCCCCAGGGUCUUGGGCCUUCUGGAUCCCCGAGGCCCACAUGGACCAGAUGGAGCUGGAACCUGGACAGGAAGUCCGCCUGAAGACCAGAGGAGACAGUCCCUUCAUAUUCUCUCUGGCCAAGGUGGACGGCGGCACAGUGACCCGCUGCAACUUCGCCGGAGAUGAAAAGGUUGGAGCGUCGUGGACGGACAAGAUCCUGGCCAACAAGACGGGAGGAGGAGGAGGAGGAGGAAGAGCAGCAGCAGCAGGAGACGGGGCGGAGGAGGACGAGUGGGAUGAUUGAGGCUGCAGGUCUGACUCCCAUGGAGGCCUCAAGACCCGGAGCAGGACCAGAACCCAGUUCCCUGGUUCCCCGGUUCCCCCUUGCAGACCUCCGGGACCCGGUUCUCCGGUUCCCCUUGCAGAUCUCCAGACUCCACUGUCUUUUGUCUUCUUUUCUCUUUUUUUGCUGCUUUUCAUUACAGACCUGAGACGUUCUGUUUGUUCCGCUUCAAUAAAACUUGUUCUC
This is a messenger RNA of Salarias fasciatus (jewelled blenny), 962 nucleotides long. It is a transcript of the gene arpin, whose product is annotated as actin related protein 2/3 complex inhibitor. The record is from RefSeq and is a predicted model, not a curated record. The transcript has 6 exons. Gene Ontology annotation, biological process: negative regulation of actin nucleation. NCBI's taxonomy places the organism in Eukaryota, Metazoa, Chordata, Actinopteri, Blenniiformes, Blenniidae. Bases 54 to 737 code for a protein of 227 amino acids.